AUGAGAUCUCUCAGCCAUUUGCACCUUGACGAUGUAACGAAACGUACUCGCCAGCCCAAGAGCAGGAGUGACGAUAAGACCGCUCUCCCUUCGAAGAAUCAUACUCAAGAUGUCACGGAUGCUCACCUGGUUCAUGCUCCGCCGAUGUACGAGAGGUAUAUUCCGGUGCUUCCAUCCUGGCAUUAUCGCCAGCCGUCGCGCGUGCAGCUGUCGUCUAGUGGCGCUCUGACGGACAUGGAGCUAGAACGAUUGCAGGAAUGUCUGGCGGAUGAAUGGGAGCAAGAGCUACGGAUGACGUUCUUGUAA
Peniophora sp. CBMAI 1063 is the source of this 306-nucleotide messenger RNA. NCBI's taxonomy places the organism in Eukaryota, Fungi, Basidiomycota, Agaricomycetes, Russulales, Peniophoraceae. The record is from the annotation of a GenBank genome assembly.